AUGAUUUCACCCCAAACCCCAAACAUUCACCACAAUACGGACCUACUGGACUACAAGGGUCACUUUAACGAUCACAUUGAUCUGAGUGAAGAAUGGUGGUUGAAUCGUAAUGGCAUAAACCUCCUUAACAUUGUAGGGGACUUCCUGGUAACAGAUGUUGUGCCCGACACCGAACAGACAUUCGAGAACACCAUGAAACUCUUGGAAGUGUGCUACAACAGAACGUCCAAUAUUGUUGUUUGGAACAACGUUUUUGUAUUGCUAAUACACCGGGAACUGGAGAACGAUGAUCGCAUAGCUAGGACUAUCGAGGGGUGGAAGUACAGCCAUGUCUUUCACUCUGGGCCUAUGGACCCGGUUCCACCAAAGGUGGUGGUACCAAGGAUUAAAAAGCCCACUCGCAAGAUGAGGUAUGGUGUAACAAAGAAGGAUGGCAAGCCGUGCAAGCAGAGAAUCCUCAAAACGGGAACAUAUCAGCAUCACCGGCCCCGUUUGGCUGCUUAA
Sphaeroforma arctica JP610 is the source of this 504-nucleotide messenger RNA. RefSeq lists its product as hypothetical. The record is from RefSeq and is a predicted model, not a curated record. NCBI's taxonomy places the organism in Eukaryota, Ichthyosporea, Ichthyophonida. The transcript is spliced from 2 exons. Bases 1 to 504 code for a protein of 167 amino acids.